AGAAGCAUAGUUCCCCUCGCAUCGGCCGGCAGAGUAGCUUUCGCACGCAGGCAGCAUCUCAAGUGAAUAAAUCGCCUACUCCCGAGCUCCUUAACCGUUAAUUAAAACAGAAAAUGGCUCCCCCGACAUAUGGAGAUUUGGGAAAGAGCGCUCGUGAUGUAUUCAGCAAAGGCUACCACUUUGGUCUCCUGAAGCUCGACGUCAGCACCAAGACUGACUCUGGCGUUGAAUUCUCGAGCGGUGGAUUCUCCAAUCAAGACACCGGUGUCGUCGUGGGAAACUUGGAGACCAAGUACAAGGUCAAAGAGUAUGGGCUCACCUUCUCCGAGAAGUGGAACACGGAUAAUCUUCUCGGGACAGACGUCACCAUUGCUGACAAGUUGCUCCAGGGUCUCAGCAUUGGAUACAGCUGUACAUUCUCUCCCCAGACUGGAAGUAAGACUGGUAAAUUGAAGACAACAUAUAAACACGAAAAUGUAUCAGCAACAGCUGACUUCGAUCUCAGUCUCAACAGUGGACCAUUGAUUCACACAACUGCUGUCGUUGGAUACCAAGGAUGGCUGGCGGGUUACCAGACGUCUUUCGACUCCCAGAGGAGCAAAAUAACCAAGAACAAUUUCGCUCUUGGCUUCACAGCCAAGGACUUUGGUGUUCACACCUCAGUGGACAAUGGCCGUGAGUUCAACGGAUCGAUCUACCACCUGGUGAAGCCUGGUCUAGAGGGGGCUGUCAAUAUCGCGUGGAACUCUGGAAACAACGCAACGCAGUUUGCUCUUGGCGCCAAGUACAAUCUCGAUAAUGCUGCGUCAGUCAGAGCCAAGGUCAACUCUCAGCUGCAGAUUGGAUUGGGGUAUCAGCAGAAGCUGCGUGAUGGAGUCACUCUGAGUCUCUCAACGAACAUCGACGGCAAGAAUUUCGGUUCCGGUGGCCACAAAAUCGGUGUCGCCCUCGACCUCGAGGCCUAAGAGCCCCAAAAACCCCAACAAAAUCAUCAUUAACAAUAAUAAACUGAAAAAACUCAGUAAAUUCUGUCCCACUCGAGUUAAAAUAUCGCAACUCUGGUGUCGCUGAUGAAUGAAUUGAAUAAAGAUGAAAGAAAACUUGACAACACGUUUAAAAUUUGCGCACCUGGGUUUCGAGUUGAACCUGUAAACGUAUUAGAUAGAAUUACACCCGAUUUUCACGGGAGCCUCGCAGAAUCACGUUGAGAAACAUGAGCGCUAAACAUUGAAGAUGAAUUUACAAGAGAACAAUGAAUAGGGUAAUUAGAUGGCAGAAGGUGGCUUGAAGUCGACGAUAAACGUUCUAUCGACUAAAUAUGAUCGUUGAUGAUCUCUCGUUAAUGUAUCCCCAAUUUUUCUUUCCGAUUGAGCACUUUUCCUCGUUUAGUUUAGAGUUUGGAGAGUUUAAACGUCGAGAAACUAUUAAAAAUGAAUAUAAUAAAGCGGCUAAUGACUAUCCCUUGUUGAAUUUGUAUUCUUGUAGAUAUGCUUUCCUCCGUUUCUCUCAUUGACACCAGCCCAGCUUCAUUUUGUAACAAAAUAUCUUGACGAAAAUACAAAAAAAGUAGAUAACGCAUUUGAUUGUAUUCGGACUGUGGGAUCUGAUGCAAUAAACGUAUGAGAACACGGUUUAUGGUAAA
This is a messenger RNA of Diachasma alloeum, 1642 nucleotides long. Its product is annotated as voltage-dependent anion-selective channel. NCBI's taxonomy places the organism in Eukaryota, Metazoa, Arthropoda, Insecta, Hymenoptera, Braconidae. The transcript has 6 exons. Gene Ontology annotation, cellular component: mitochondrial outer membrane. Gene Ontology annotation, molecular function: voltage-gated monoatomic anion channel activity. Bases 114 to 965 code for a protein of 283 amino acids. The record is from RefSeq and is a predicted model, not a curated record. Gene Ontology annotation, biological process: monoatomic anion transmembrane transport.